Molecule: messenger RNA, 1081 nt
Organism: Impatiens glandulifera
Lineage: Eukaryota; Viridiplantae; Streptophyta; Magnoliopsida; Ericales; Balsaminaceae
Product: proteasome subunit alpha type-1-B-like
Exons: 2
Coding region: 111-953 (280 amino acids)
Biological process (GO): ubiquitin-dependent protein catabolic process
Cellular component (GO): proteasome core complex; proteasome core complex, alpha-subunit complex
Source: RefSeq, a predicted model, not a curated record
GCAAACCCCUCCAUUUUCUUCGAGCUCUACGACAUCUCAUCACAGAGAGAGAGAGAGAGAGAAGAACCAGUGUUUGUUUGUUUUGUGCAUUGAGAAACAGCUCGGUCAAGAUGUUUAGGAAUCAAUACGACACUGACGUUACGACAUGGAGUCCCCAAGGGCGUCUUUUCCAAGUGGAGUAUGCAAUGGAGGCUGUGAAACAAGGUUCCGCUGCUAUUGGACUCCGAUCUAAGACGCAUGUGAUUUUGGCAUGUGUUAACAAGGCUAAUUCAGAACUGUCUUCCCAUCAGAAGAAGAUUUUCAAGGUAGAUGAUCAUAUCGGUGUCGCCAUUGCUGGACUAACCGCCGACGGACGUGUUCUAUCUCGCUAUAUGAGAUCUGAAUGUAUCAAUCAUAGUUACACUUAUGAAUCUCCUCUCCCUGUCGGACGACUUGUUGUUCAGCUCGCUGAUAAAGCCCAGGUCUGUACACAGCGGUCAUGGAAACGACCCUAUGGAGUAGGUCUGCUUGUAGCAGGCUUAGAUGAAUCUGGAGCUCAUCUCUAUUACAACUGUCCAAGUGGAAACUACUUCGAGUACGAAGCUUUCGCAAUAGGUUCACGUUCUCAAGCUGCAAAGACAUACAUGGAACGCAAAUUCGAGAACUUCAUGAAAUCCUCACGCGAUGAUCUUCUGAAAGAUGCGCUCUUUGCGAUCAGGGAAACUCUUCAAGGCGAGAAGCUUAAGAGUUCCAUUUGCACUGUUGCAAUUGUGGGGGUUGAUGAAGCAUUCCACAUAUUGGACAAUGAAACUGUCCAGAAGUUGAUUGAUGCAUUUGAGAUUGCUGAUGAAGAAGGACCGGUGGCGGUGGAAGAGGAAGAUGGUGAUGCGGUGGCAGCCGCAGCCCCGCCAGCAGCCGGAGAACCGGAGGAAGGUGUUGCUGCUCUCUGGAGGAGAUAUGAAGUGUUUUUCUGAAGUGUUCUGGUUGAGGUUUUAGAAGAAGAAAAGUAAACAUUAUUUUCAUCAGACAGACAAACAGACCAUAUAAGCAGCUUGUUUCUUUCAUCUGUGAUGUGUUCAAUUAAGGACUUAUUUUGUGCUAA